GUAUGAGCACCUGGUGAACCUACUGACCAAGAUCCUGAACCAACGGCCUGACGACCCUCUGGCCAUCCUGGAGUUUCUGAACCGCACCACGCAGUGGGAGUGGUUCCACCCCAAGCUGGACACGCUGCGGGACGACCCUGAGAUGCAGGCCACAUACGAGAUGGCGGAGAAGCAGAAGGUGCUGUUCCUCCGUGGUGGCGGCAGCGGAGAGGGCGAACAGGAGAUGGAGGAGGAGGUGACUGACAGCCCGGUGCCCAACAUCAUGGAGACGGCCUUCUACUUCGAGCAGGCAGGCGUGGGGCUGAGCACGGACGAGAGUUUUCGCAUCUUCCUGGCCCUGAAGCAGCUGGUGGAGCAGCAGCCCAUCCACUCGUGCCGCUUCUGGGGCAAAAUCUUGGGACUGAGCCGCAGCUACCUGGUGGCCGAGGUGGAGUUCCGGGAGGGCGAGGAGGAGGGGGAGGAGGAGGAGGUGGAGGAGCUGCUGGAGGGUGGCGAGGUCCUGGAGACUCAUGGCGAGGAGGAGGGCGAGGAGGACGAGGAGAAGGAGGUGGACACGGUGCCCAAGCCGCAGUGGAAGCCGCCACCCGUCAUCCCCAAGGAGGAGAGCCGCACGGGCACCAACAAGUACCUGUACUUCGUGUGCAACGAGCCAGGCCGCCCGUGGACGCGCCUGCCGCACGUGACGCCCGCGCAGAUCGUGCAGGCGCGCAAGAUCAAGAAGUUCUUCACCGGCUUCCUGGACUCGCCGGUCGUCAGCUACCCGCCCUUCCCCGGCAACGAGGGCAACUACCUGCGCGCGCAGAUCGCGCGCAUCUCGGCCGCCACGCACAUCAGCCCGCUCGGGUUCUACCAGUUCGGAGAGGAGGAGGGCGACGAGGAGGAGGAGGGCGGCGCCGGGCGCGACUCCUUCGAGGAGAACCCCGACUUUGAGGGCAUCCCCGUGCUCGAGCUGGUCGACUCCAUGGCCAACUGGGUGCACCACACGCAGCAUAUCCUGCCGCAGGGCCGCUGCACGUGGGUGAACCCUUUGCAGAAGUCGGAGGAGGAGGAGGAGCUGGGGGAGGAGGAAGAGAAGGGAGAUGAGGGGCUGGAGGAGGUGGAGCAAGAGGUUGGGCCCCCCCUACUGACACCACUCUCGGAAGACGCAGAAAUCAUGCACAUGUCACCCUGGACCACCCGCCUGUCCUGCAGCCUGUGCCCGCAGUACUCCGUGGCUGUGCUGCGCUCCAACCUCUGGCCAGGAGCCUAUGCUUUUGCCACUGGCAAGAAGUUUGAGAACCUCUACAUUGGCUGGGGCCACAAGUACAGCCCUGAGAACUUCAACCCGGCUCUGCCAGCCCCCGUUCAGCACGAGUACCCCAGUGGGCCUGAAAUCAUGGAAUCCAGUGAUCCCACAGUGGAGGAGGAGCAGGCCCUGAAGGCUGCCCAGGAGCAGGCCCUGGCAGCUGCGGAGGAAGAGGAGGAGGAUGAGGAAGAAGAGGAGGAUGAGGACCUGGAUGACUGA
Castor canadensis (American beaver) is the source of this 1504-nucleotide messenger RNA. The record is from RefSeq and is a predicted model, not a curated record. NCBI's taxonomy places the organism in Eukaryota, Metazoa, Chordata, Mammalia, Rodentia, Castoridae.